Leptidea sinapis is the source of this 10542-nucleotide messenger RNA. Its product is annotated as HEAT repeat-containing protein 5B. Lineage: Eukaryota; Metazoa; Arthropoda; Insecta; Lepidoptera; Pieridae. Gene Ontology annotation, cellular component: Golgi apparatus; endocytic vesicle; membrane. The coding region runs from base 254 to 6436 and encodes 2060 amino acids. Gene Ontology annotation, biological process: retrograde transport, endosome to Golgi; intracellular protein localization; endocytosis. The record is from RefSeq and is a predicted model, not a curated record. The transcript has 40 exons.
CAUAUUCAUGCGGAAUCCGUCAGUUUAUAUAGUAAUAUAAUUAAUAAUUAUCUAAUAAAACACUGCUAUUUUGCACUCUAAUUAUAUAAAUAAAUACUUCCUCAAUACGUAUACUAAAAAAAAUUAUAAUUUGAAGAAGGUAUGAAGAAAGUAGUUGACUAGUUGCUGCUGAGAUUUAAAAUUUUACUACUAUUCGAAACCUGAUGAUCUACUGUCUGUCUAUUAGAAUAUUAUUUAUUUUAUUGUAAGCAGCAUGGAGGUUUCACAAUCUUUAACCCUCAAUGAAGCUGCCCUACAGCAGCUUCCUGAUGAUAAGAAGCCACAUUUUAUAUUUGAGUGGUUAAGGUUUCUUGAUAAAGUUCUUGGGGCUGCUCAAAAGACAGAUAUAAAAAACUGCCAACAGAAGUUAGUAGCUCAGCUUGUUAACCUACUUCGUGAAAAUCUUGGUCCACCGGCAAGGAGAGUGCUUGCUAGAUGUCUGGCAACACUGUUCUCUGUAGGAGAUACAUUCCUAUUAUUUGACACUGUUAAUAAGUGCAAUGACAUUAUUAAAGUGAAGGAUGACUCUCCUUCUUACUUGCCAACAAGACUUGCUGCCAUUUGCUGCUUGGGCAGUAUGUAUGAGAAACUUGGCAGAAUGAUGGGGAGGUCCUAUGAAGAGACAGUCACGAAUCUAGUUCGGUCAUUGAAAAGUGCUGAAUCUCAGACGAGAUUUGAAAUUAUGGUUACACUAGAGAAGAUCUGCAUCGGUAUGGGCACAGCGGCGGGCACUGUGCUUCGAGAAAUAUCGCGCGCGGCUCGCUCGUCGCUACUGAACGAGCGUACAAGCGGAGUACGCGCUGCGGCAGCACACGUCUUGCGCAGCAUGUUGCCUUUGCAGAAGCUGACAGCAACCGACGUAGAUGCCAUCGCGGCUGCCUGUCUACGAGCGGCUCAUCCUAGCGACUAUCAGCUCAGAUGUGCUAUUGCCGAGUUAUUAGGUGCUCUCUUUGCCGCGACACAAGCCGGAGAUGCCACUAGUAUAACCACAAAAAACAAACUUGGAAUGCCACCAGUGCAACAGAACAAGAAAGAACCAUCCAAGAAUAUAGUAUCGCUUGAUGAAGCGCUUAAUUUGUUGAUGGGUGCAUUUCUGCGGGGCGGUACAUCAUUCUUGAAAGGAGAAAUUAUUAAAUCCGGUUCUGGGGUGAAUAGGGAGGUUCGAGUCUGUGUUACUCAUGCAUAUGUGAAUUUUGUCCAAAACAUGGGUGGAGUGUGGCUGGAACGUAAUAUGACCACAUUUCUGAAUCACGUGCUGGAUCUGGUGGCGAAUCCUAAGGCAGCCAGUUCCCACGUCGACGCUGUCUAUUCCAGAAAAUGCAUCAACUACAUUCUAAGAAAUACGCUGGGUAAAAUGUUGGGUGAGAAGGCCCAGGCGUCGGCCUGUCGAGAGAUUAUACAAAUUGUUUCCAAACAGAUGAACAGCAUUGACUUUAACCCGGAGAAUGCGAAGGAUUGUAAUCAGGAAACACUAUUCAGCCAGCAUCUGUUGGUGUGCGCGCUAACAGAAGCCGGUGAAUUGUCACUGCAAUUGGGAACUUCUGUUCAUAAUCUUGUGGCUGAUAAUACUUUGAAGAUGAUUGACACUAUUUUUACGGUUUUGGAGCACCCGUGUGUUGCGGCGCGUUUGUCUGCCGCGGGUGCGUUGCGGCUUGUAUGCGAAGCCUACCCCGCGCUAAUCACGCCACUACUGGACCGUGCGUGCGACGCCCUAGACACACCCCGUGCUACGCCCCAUCACAUUUCUGGUUACUCAGCGGCGGUGGCAGCAAUAUUGGGCUCGGUGCGUUCUUCCCCGCUGGGCAUUCCGCACGGGCGCGGCAAGGUGGCGUUUAACGCUGCGGAACAAUUGUUGCGGUCGGCCGGACAGAGCACUCGACUCACCGCCGCUCGAACUAACGCCGGCUGGCUCAUCGUGGCAGCAAUAUGCACUCUAGGAGUCCCCGUAGUGCGUGGUCUUUUACCGCGUAUGUUGCUGCUGUGGAGAAACAGUUUCCCGAGGUCAGCCAAGGAGUUGGAGUCAGAGAAAGCCAGGGGAGAUGCUUUCACUUGGCAGGUGACACUGGAAGGUCGCGCAGGAGCUCUGUCGGCUCUGCACAGCUUGCUGGUGCACUGCCCAGCGUUGGUGAACAGCGAUGAUACAGCCAAACGACUACUGCAGCCGAUAGAUGGCGCUAUUGCAGUGCUUACCAACGUAAGUAGCGUGGUGCGCAACUACGGCGGAGUUUUGAAGGCGCCGAGUGCGUUGUUACGGCUGCGUAUGUACCGCGCGUGCGCCGCAGCAGGGGGCGUGUGCGGCGCCGCGCCCGCACUCUUGCGGCUGUUAGCGGCAGAGAUUGCGGCUAGUGCUGAGCCCAGCGGUGCAGCGGUAGCCACAGGAAUGCUGAGAAACGCAAUGCACCCUCGCGAUACAAUACUGCUUGGUGAAGAAAGUUUGAUCUACGAAACUGACCAUGCCGACGUAGAAGAACAGUUAAUAUCAACCCUGAGCGCGAGUGGGUCCGGCGCCUUGGAGCACGACCCCUGCUCGCUGUACGGAGACUUGUCUGGAGCGCAGCCGUUAGGAGUCGCUGUCAUCGACGCGGCCGUCGCGCUGUUCCCGCAGAUAUUCGCCAGAGCAGCUGACAAACACAGGCAACAAAUGCUGGAGCAUUUCGCGGAGUGUAUCAAGAUGUCGAAGGGUGCGCGACAGGAGGCAGUGCAGAUCAACGUGUACACUGCGUUGUUACUCGCGCUACGCACUCUCACGGAUAUGAAGACGUCGCUCGGACAGGACGCGGUCAAGAUUGUCUGCACAGAUCUCAUCAUUGCAGGUUUGUCGGCGAAUAGCGUGCCGGUGCGUGCGGCGGCCGCGUCGUGUGCGGGCCGACUGUGCGGGUGCGUGUCGGAGGCUGACUGUCAGGCGCUGAGCGAGCGUGUGAUAGCGCUCGCCCGCUCCACGCCCAACAAGAAUGCGCGCGCAGCCGCUGCAGCCGCUGUAGGCGCUGUACAGCGGGCGAGAGGCGCCGCUUCAAGCGCUGCAGCGCUUGCAGCGCUUGCAGCACUUGCUCAAGACUCCAGCUCUAUAGAAUUACAGGUAUGGGCAGUGCAUGGUCUCUCGGUGCUGGUGGACGCGUCAGGUCCGAUGUUCCGCGGGCACGUGGAGUGGACGCUAUGCACCGCGUUGCGUCUCAUGUUCUCGUCACCGGCAUGCUCCGAGCCGCUGCACCGCGUACUGGGCCGCGUUCUCGCCGCACUUGUCACUGUCCUGGCACCUGAGCUGCACGCAUGCUCAGGCAGCGCAGCAGGGCGGUUUGUGUGCGCUUGCGCAGCGCUGCAAGAGCUGGGCGGAGCCGGCGCACGCGCUGAAGCCGUCGGUUGUUUGCAGCAGUUGCAGAUGUUUGCGCCGCACCACGUCAGCCUACCCUCCUUGGUGCCACCGCUCUGUCGCGACCUGUCGUCACCCGACCUGUGCGUUCGUCGCGCGUCGCUGUGCUUCCUGCGACAAUUGACGCAGAAGGCUGCGAAGGAGGUGUGCACGUACGCGCUACAGGCCAAGGAUCAUGUGCCGCAUAAAUCUUACUGUGGUGUAGCGAUAUCGGAGACGGGAUUGCCUGGAGCGUUGUUUGCGUACCUCGACUUGGAACGUGACGCAACUGCGGCUUCGUACGCGCGCGACACAUUGACAUGCUGCUUGUUAGCCGCAGCUAACACCACUGUACGCGAAUGGCUUGCAUUGGCCAAACGUGUACUCACCGUCCGACUGGAAGACAGCAAUAGUCCCGACAAUGAUUUAGAGGGAGACGGAGAAGACGAUGAUGCGGAGUUCCACGCCGAGAGUGAGCAGGAUACACAUCCUGCGCUGCAGCCCAGGUGGCCUACCAGGGUGUUCGCUAUGGAGUGUAUACAGAAAAUAAUGUCGGCCUGUGAAGCGACUUGCGAGCCGGCGCAUUUCGACCUUGUGAAGGCUAAGGAGAAAUUACAGAAGGAUCCAAAUGCUGACUAUCUAUCCCUGCAUCUAUCGGAGCUGGUGCGCAUGGCAUUCGUGGGUGCCACUGGCGAGUCGGACGCUCUGAGGCUCAGUGGACUGCGCACGCUUCAGACCAUCAUACAGAUGUACGCACGCGCUCCCGAGCCCGACUUUCCGGGACAUUUGUUGCUGGAGCAGUAUCAGGCGCAGGUGGGGGCCGCAGUUCGUCCCGCGUUUGCGGGCGACACGGCGUCGCACGUAACUGCGGCGGCGUGCGACCUGUGCUCCGCGUGGAUCGGCUGCGGCGUGGCGAGAGACAUCAACGAUCUACGAAGGGUUCAUCAAUUGCUUGUUUCAAGUUUGGACAAAUUGAAUAAAAAGGGUAACACUACGUUGAUCUACAAUGAAAGUAUGGCAACACUGGAAAAAUUGUCCAUUUUGAAAGCUUGGGCAGAGAUAUACAUCGUUGCAAUGGUGAGCAAUGAUAGUGCGCCGGGCAGCUAUGUGAAACAGCUCGAUACCAAACCGAUCAACAACAAGGCAGAACUGGCGCGAUGGAAGCAACAAGUGUCACAGAGUAACAACGACGUCGAAACAGACUCGGACGAUUACGGCGACUUCGAGUCGAAGGGCGAGAGUCUGCUGAAACUUGUGAACCCUGAGUUGGUGAGCCUCAGUGAGAACUGGCUCGCUGCUUUGAGGGACCACGCCCUGCUUAGCUUGCCACCUGAGUUUGCGUCGCAGCUGCCGCACGGGGGUGGGGCGUUCUAUUGUGCGGAGAGUGCGGAAGCCUCGCGUGCGCAUUACGCGACCGCAUGGCCCGCCAUAUUGUACGCCGCCGCACUGCGAUACAACGAGCGCCAAGAAAGCACUGUAGAAGCCACCGCUGACAAUGAGACGGAUAACAAGACUUCGAAAACGGAAAAUAGCAAUUGUGAGUUCUACGAGCCAGCCGAUGAAAGGUUCCAUUUAUUGUUCGGCAUAUGCAUGGAGGCGCUCUGUGCCCAACGCGAUAUGAGCGAGGAAAAUACCAUCUCCGUGCUGCUGUCGCUGCUGGCAUUGCUGGAUGAGCCCCAGAACAGAGACAGGCUUAUCAAAGACAGAGCGCUGGGCAUUGAGGUGUGCCAAGCUCUACAUCGGUGUGCGCUCACCCGAGGCCGGGUGGAAUGUCUGCUGCUUUGCGCCGAUGUUUUGAGCAGAAUCGUCUGUGCUGCCAAGGAGAAGCUUAAUCUUCAGAUGCAGCAGAAGAUCAAGGAACUUGCGCCCGAUGAGCCAGCGGAUGGAAUACCGCAGUCCGUACUAGAAGUUGUCCACACGCUGGGCGAGGGUGGGCCAACGGGUGAUCUCGCGCCGGGAAAGUCGCUCGUAUUCGCCUGUUUGGAAGUGUGCGUCUGUCUGUUAGUGCGGCGGCUGCCUUCGUUGAGUCCGCUGAAGCAAGAGGGCAGAGUGGGGGUGAUUGGAGUGCGUAAGGGGCUGGGGGUUCAUGGUGACACGCUGGUGGUGAAGAGCUUGAUGUGCAUGUCAGAGCUGACCUCGCUAACAAGUCCGCAAGGUGCAUUAAGCCUUCUGCCGACGAUGCUGUUCCUGGCGACAGAAGUGAUUCGCGAAAGUGGUGGCAACGAGACCGUCGCCGCAGCGGGUGUGGCGCUGUUGCAGCGCUGUGCUGAGUGCAGCACCGUGCGGGUCAGCGAGUCCGCCAGCGAGCAGCAUGCUCACUUGCUGCACGCCGCUCUUGCCGAACUCAUCGAGACUGUGAACACCGGGGAUGGUAGGCAGCGUCUGGAUAGCGUGACCACGGCACGCGCAAUGGGCGUGCUUCUGGCGAGGAUAGAGCCCACACCUUCGCUUCACUACCCCUGUAUCAACCAUUUGCGGCAUUGUAUCGACACUAGCCAAGACGAGGUGUUCGCGUCGCUGUGUGAGGUGCUGAGUGAGCUGUGGCGUGGAGGGCAGUCCCGGGUCGUGUCAUGGUGGGCACGCGCAGUUGGUGGGCGAGUGGUCGCUCGAGCUGCUUCCUCCGCCCGCGCCGUCUCCUCCGCUCAGGCCCGAGCCUGCUCCGCCGCGCUCAACACACUACACCACCUCCUGCCCGCAGCCCCCGCUGACGCCCACGCUCCUCGUAAAGGAACCCAAUUGUUAUGGGUGCUUGUGCCUAUAGCGAUAUCGUACCUGCGUGAGGGUAGCGCACUUGGGAGCGCGGCGCCUCACGUCCGCACGCUACACGAGUUCGCGCUCAACUGGCUCAUGAAAUUGGCGCCUGUCUACCCGCAGGAGUUCAAGACAAUUAUGCAUCAAUCGAGCGAGUUACGCCGUAAGUUGGAGAAUGCGGUGAAGGCGCAGCAAGCUAACCGCAACGUGCACGCAACGCAGCCGCAACGUGCCGUGUUCUCGACGCGUCCGGUCCGUCCCGCCAUACACCUCAAGACUGACUUUAGUGACUUCCGGUAGACAGCAUAGAUCAGUUUUACGUCUAGAUUGACUGUGACAGCUGUGAAAACGUCGAAAAAAAUUGACUUUGGAAUUAACCUAUUUUUGAAGUUUACUUCUUACGCGUUACGACAAAAUUAUGAGAGUGAAAUUAUAUGAUGCGCGCGCAUCGCUUUAACACAAAAGUAACAGGUUGAAGUUGGUUCCUUAAUUUUUCUGACGUUUGCGUCAUUCGUUAUUUUUUUUUGUGGUUUCUUCGUCCAUUAUUAGGACGGGCAAAGGGUUCAAGCCCAUACAGCCGUAUUCAUUAUUUAAUAAUUAAUUGUCAAAGCCAUCUUUGUAAUUUUUAAACAUUGGACGUAGUUCCUGAAAAACGCGCAAGCCAAGCCACAAAUAUCACAUCACAGGAAUUAGUGUUUAAAGUUUAAUGGAUAUUAGUGUAUUCCAUACAUGUGGGUUGGGCUAUUAAUUUAUGAUGUCAUUUAAAGAGUUACAUUUGGGCUGUUAUUUUUGUCAAAAUCAGUUUAUUCAAGUAGGUCACGAAAAUGACACUUAUGAAUGUCAAAAAAAUAAAAUAUUUUUCUUAUUGAAUCUACCGCUACUUCUUAAAGGGUUGAGCUAAUGAGAAGAAGUAGCAAGAAACUCAUUGCCACUCUUUUAUAUCAAGAUUUACAGAUCAUUUUAAUUACAAUAUAAUAUGUAAAAUGAUGCAACAAACACACUCAAACGUCAAAUAGUCAAUGUUAAGACAUGAGUAAGUCAAAAAAAUAAAUGUAAAUUAAUACAAAAGUUAUUGGUAGCUGCAUCAUCCACAUAUACCAUAAAUCAAUAAAGGUAUUCUGUGAGCAUUUUAUAAGCGAUUAUAAAUAAAUAAACAUGUAUAUAUAUGACUCACGUGACCAGUUUUGUCUUCUUAACUCAAUUUCGACAUGAUUGUGGUUUGGAACGUUUUUCUGGAAUGACGACCAAUUGUUCUUUCUAAAAACGUAGAAUAGCGCGAGGAAUAAAUCAUUUCGAUGAUUUUUACUUCGUUAGGCCAAAGAAGUAUAACUUCUUGCGUGCAUACAUAUAAGUACACACACACUUUUUUUUGAGCAACGCACGCACACUAACACAGUGUCAUACAAAUCGCGUGUGUAAUACGUAGCUUGUCACGCACACUAAAAUAUUAAACCUGGCCCGUUUUCAUUGGUUGUCUGUUAGCUGUUAGCAGCUAGAGGCUCUGUCUAGACGUAUAAAUUGUCUCAGAUUAUAGCAUUGAAAUACGUAUAAGUGAUCUAUGGUAAUAGCCAAAUGGCUUGUAACCUAAUGACGACCCCUAUACCCCAGUGGAUAGUGACCCUGCCUACUGAGCAUAAAAGUCCCGGGUUCGAUUAUUUAAUGAUGAAUAUGAAUGUUUGUUUCCGAGUCAUGGAUGUUUAUUUUUAUUUAUGUAUGUUUAAGUAAGUAUAUUCUAUUAAAUAUUUCAUUGUCUUGCACCCAUAGUACAGGCUAUGGGGCCGUUCAUAAAAUAUGUCACACUAAAAUCAGCUUUUAUUGACCCCCUCCCCCCCUAUUGCCACGCUGUGUCACACUUUCUGUGACCCCCCCUAGAAAUAUUUCGUCACAAAAACUAAAUUCCCCCCCCCCCCCCCUGCUGAGUAUGAUAAAUUCUAAAUGAUAGUACACAAAUUCUGAAAUAUAAAAAUAUUUCGGCAAUAAAGAGUAUAAAGUAAUUAUCUGAAGAGUAUUAAAUAGAGAGAGGGAGUAUUAAGUAUUGGAAAAACAAAGUAACCAGUUGUGACGGAUCACAACGCCGCUAGAGUCGCGCCACAGAGCUAGCGCUCAUGUCAAAAAAUAAUAAACGGCGAACGUUACGUUGCCGUACGCCCCCGUCCCCCCUUGUCACACUCAGCCAGACACCCCCCCCCCUGUAUGUGAACGGCCCCUAUGCCUAGUUGAGUGUGUAAAAAUGUGUCAAUAUAAAAAAAAUCUCUGUCUAUCGAUGUCGUAUAAGCGACCUAUAACCUUUAUACGUAUUUCAAUGCUAUAAUUUAAUAAUUUUUUGCAUACAACCCGUCGAAAUAAUAUUAGUGGUCAAAUGGGUGAACUAGUUCCCAAAAUUAUCAUAUAUUCUUAAGCCCCGUGUAUAAGACGUGUAGCCAAAAUUAAAACAAAAACACUUAGCUUAGUGUUAAUAACAAAACUAUGUUAAGUAGAUCUAAAUAUUAUAUUUUAAACUAAUAUUUAUAUUACAAAUAACGUGUGGAAAAAUUAACGACAAUUUGUAGAAGAGCGUAGCUCAUUAUAUUUUCUACUAUACAUUAAUUGAACUAAUGUAAUUUUAAUGGCUUGGUAUACAAUGUAAGAAUAUAAAAAUAUUUAUAAUAUAUAGAUGCGUUAAACAUGUCGCCAACACAGGUGAUUUAUAGAACACCAGCGGAUAAAUACUGAUUUAGUAUAAAUAAUCAUUUUAAUUUAUUGACCGAUUACAAAUGUCCAUAAUAAUAAUAUAGACUUUUUAUUAAUUGUCCAUUUGAUAUUCUAUAUUUUAGUGUUAGUAUGUAAGUACGGUUACGGCCGUUCCCAAUAUUCAGUCUAUCUAUCCGGUUGUGGCCUACUUGAGAUAAAAAUCGUAACUAUCGUUGACUUUUCUGUCUCAAUAAACUUAUCGACGGUAACUCACCAUAUCCGUACACGCUGUCUGUUAAUGGAAGGACGUAUAGCUUACCAGCGAUAAAAGUUUGUAUGGAAAUUGCAAUUCACGCGUCCCAAUAUAAGGCGAUAAGAAUGACUUAUCGCGUAUCUAGAUUGGGACAGCUUCAGAUUAUUGACAGCUAAUUACUGACAGUAGAAGGUAGUAAUUUAUCUCUAUCUGUAGAUAGUAUAUUAGGAACGGCCGAAAGUGGACGAAAUUUUAUUUUAAAUUUUAUGUUAGUUAGUUAUAAUGCAUGCACUAUGUUAGUUUAGUUUAUAAUUUUCAAAUGGAUCCCAGUUAGUUAAAGGCCUCCUCCAUUCCUUUCUAUUUUUCCCUUUUUCGAGUCAGUUUAUUCCGUUAAUCUCUAUAAUGUCAUUGGUCAACCUGUUAUGCGGUCUGCCCACAUUUUUCUUUUUCCUGCGGGUCUCUUCCAUGUUGUGAUCUAAAUAGUCCAUAUGGUCAAACUUUCAUAUUGUUCAUAUUAUAUUGUGUUAAUAACCAGUCACCUCACACGUUGCCCUUCCCCGCAACACCACCCACUGACAUCUUUAUUACCCCGUCCCCGUCUGUUACCCCCUUGAGACGGUCGCGCACGCAGUUGUCGGGCUAUAGUCGUCGAAUGUAAGUUACAUAAACACACGCCAGACAUUUAUUUAUUAAUAAGGUUUAAUAAGUUUUUCAUCUUAGAUACGACCAGAAUUCACACUUCCUAUAUUCUUCCCUAUUUUAGUAGAGUGAGACUUCCGUACUUCUAUUAUUAUAUAUCCUUUACAAUGUGUCAUGUUUUUAAAGUGAUAAUACACAAAUAAUUCUUAAUAUUGGAGUUGAGCAGGUUAUCAACUGUAAAGUAGAUCCUGUAGAUGAAGCCCCAAACUGAGGGUUGAACAAAGUAAACAAGAUUUUGUAACGAGGCGUUACUCGAACGGUUGGCUCAGUUGGUUAGAGCACCGGCACGGAACGCCGGAGGCCGUCGGUUCGAGUCCCGCAUCGUUCAUAAAAUUUUGUUUUUGCAAAUUUUAUUUGUGUAUAUAUCCUUUUCCAAUACCUAUAUCAUGUGGUGCUAACUUAAUAAAGUUACAGUAGUAAAAGUUAACAGUAGGUAAAGUGUGCCUCCAUUUUAUGAUUAAUCAGUUUUCCAGAUAGUUGCAUCCAUAACUGUAACUUUGCAGAUGAUAAUAAGUUCAAAUGUAGUCCCCCGCGCUAGAUUCUCAAUUCGUUUGAGCGUUUAUUUGUGAAAGAAUGUGAUUUGCGAAAUAAAGCUGUGAUAGAAAAAUGUGUAGUCAAAUUAUGUACGAGGAUAUAUCUCACUGCCUUUCACUACCGAAAUAAUAUUAUUAUAUGACUAUAUAGAGGCUAUAACAAUUAUUGUAAUGUAAUUAGGUGAUAAGUUAUAUUUUAUUAUAUUCCAACUAUUUAUUCAUAAAAGGUUUAAUAAAUUAAUAAUUAAUCA